Limulus polyphemus (Atlantic horseshoe crab) is the source of this 465-nucleotide messenger RNA. RefSeq names its product putative per-hexamer repeat protein 5. The transcript is spliced from 2 exons. The record is from RefSeq and is a predicted model, not a curated record. Lineage: Eukaryota; Metazoa; Arthropoda; Merostomata; Xiphosura; Limulidae. The coding region runs from base 1 to 465 and encodes 154 amino acids.
AUGAAUCAAGGCAACGCAAGUUUAUGGUGUUCGGGUACCUUGUGUGGUACUGGUAGUGGUACCUUGUGUGGUACUGGUAGUGGUACCUUGUGUGAAACUGGUGGUGGUACCUUGUGUGAAACUGGUGGUGGUACCUUGUGUGAUACUGGUAGUGGUACCUUGUGUGGUACUGGUUAUUGUACACUGUGUGGUACUGGUGGUGGUACCUUGUGUGGUACUGGUAGUGGUACCUUGUGUGGUACUGGUUAUUGUACACUGUGUGGUACUGGUGGUGGUACCUUGUGUGAUACUGGUUGUGGUACUGGUGGUUGUACCUUGUGUGAUACUGGUUGUGGUACUCUGUGUGAUACUGGUGGUGGUACCUUGUGUGAUACUGGUGGUGGUACCUUGUGUGAUACUGGUGGUGGUACUCUGUGUGAUACUUGUAGUGGUACCUUGUGUGGUACUAGUGAACUGGUUGCAUGA